Molecule: messenger RNA, 9523 nt
Organism: Rhagoletis pomonella (apple maggot)
Lineage: Eukaryota; Metazoa; Arthropoda; Insecta; Diptera; Tephritidae
Exons: 7
Coding region: 508-8490 (2660 amino acids)
Source: RefSeq, a predicted model, not a curated record
AUACAUAUGUAUGUACACAUCUAAAUGUAGGUAUGUAUGUGUGUAAAGUCAUUUAAAAAUUUGACAAAAAUAACGCAAUUGCUGUGGUGACGCGGCAAGCAGCGAAAAGCGCAGCCAAAAGCUCCCCCUUGGAGAAGUGCAAACGGGCGCAAAUUACGCGGCCACAUUGAAUGGAAAAUUAGAAUCCGCGGCCAAAUUAAAAAUACGAGUAAAAAUAAAUUUAUUUGUGUGGAACUGAUGAAGAAACGACACGGCACAUUUGCUUAAAUACAUAAAUUAAUAUUCAUAAAUACAUAUCUACAUGCAUAUAUACAAAUAUACGCUUCAGAAAUAACAAGUCGUUGGUCGGAAGUGUGCAAAUAAUCGUGUGAAUAUACAUACAUAUAUCGAAUACAGAAUAAUACAUAACAAUCCGGUAAUUUUGUGUUUAAGCGUGUGUGUGUGUGUGUGCAAUUCCAACACCACCUGCAAGUGUUAGUAUCAAUUUUUUGACACUGCCCAACUGGCAUGAUGGAGGAGCAAAAGGAGGAGAAGAAACAGCGAAAGCGCAACGGCAAGCCUCGCCGACCUAAACACCAUCCCUGGGACGAAGUGUCAUUACCCGGUGCUGGAACUAGUCCAACCGAGCAGCAGCAAACUAUACUUGAAGUGAUCAACAACAAACACACACAGCCGCAAGCAACAGAAGAGGGAUCGCCAGCAGAGGCCGCAUCGCAAUCUGCAGCAGUAUCGAGCCCUGCAAUAACGGUUACAGCCGCUCCAAGUGGUACAGUCAAUGCGCCGGUGUAUGUAGAGAAGUCGUCAACGGAAGUGGAUACCUCGGACACAGCGGGGGCCAACGAUGAUGAUCUAGUCAGCAGCAAACAUAGUCUAACUAACAACGAAACUAGUUGUAGCAACGAAAGUGCAACGAGCCAAAUACCUAAUUCGACCGAAAGGGGCGACACAGAAGCGACGAAAGAAACUAUUUCACCACCGCCAACCGUUGCGAGACAAUGCAGCAGUAAUAGCGGAAGUGCCGAUCAGGGUCAUGUACUUGAUAUUGAAUCUCAUUUAAUAGAGACAUACGACGAGUAUCAAACACCUGACGACAGUGUUGGUAUAAACGAAUUGCCGCCUCAGCAAGAUGAAUUGAUACGAGGUUCGUCGAAAAUUGAGACGGAAGCGAAUUUGCGGACGGUAAUCGAAGUGGAACCGGCGGGCGCAAUAUCAAAAAAACCUAUUGAGUCUGUGGUGCAGACGAGACAAGCGCAGCGAAUUGCUGAAGCCGAAUCAAAAAGCGAAACGAAAACUCUGAUCGAAACGGCGACCGUGCCAGAACCGGAGGCGGCGGAACGUAUAGAACCGUCUGUGGCUAGCGACGCGAUUAAAGAGGCCGCCGAGAGGCUAGUGAAUGAAAUAGAACGUGAGGUGUUGGAGGCACUGCAAAAGUGCGAAGCAAAAAACGAACUUAAAGCUAACGCUGGAGCUAAUAAAUCCACGGAGGUAAAAACUGAGACCUCCACGGCGGAAAUACUUUACCGAAAAGAAAAAGAAGAAAAGACUGAACAAACCACUUCAUUACUAGACGAAAUAAGCAACUCACUGUCACAAAAGGUCGAUGCACAGUUGUCGGAAGUAACGAGCAUACUCAAGUCAUCGAAACCGAGCCACGCCACCACACAAUUGAGGAGCGACAGCAACGGUGAAGCCUUAAAAGUUGACGUCGAUCAAACGAAACCAAACGAGCUUAAAAUUGUGAACGUGCCUUCACCGAAAACACCGUCGGACGUACAGGACCGUAAGCUGUUUUUGGAGUCUUUGCCGCACAUCGAUAGCAACGCAGAGGCGCAGAAACUUGCCGACGAUUGCAAGCGCGAAUACUAUCAGUCACUGAAGAAGUACCUUAUACAGAGCCACACUGACCGACCACCAGUACCACUGCAGACAUAUCGGUGGGAGGAUCUACGGCGCGCAAAAGAUCGGGGCGGUUAUCCUUGGACACACCUGUACAAACGUCCGCUUGGACCAGACGAGGAGCCGGAAAUUGUGCUACUCUUGCGAAAGUCACAAGAAUUUCGCUUUGUUUCAGAGUCUCCUAAGUCAUUGAAGAAGGUUCGCAUUGACGAGCAAGUUGUUGUGAAGCAACCCGAGCGGUAUAUACAAGAGCUUUCCGAAGGCGAAGAAGACUAUCUGCAAUCGGCGCCCGAAGACGAGGAAACGCACAGCUUGCGCAGCGAAAGCAUUUCUUGUGUCUCUGACUCUAUACUCGCAACUGGCAGGCCCAGAAAGCCCACUCGGUUGGAUAAAAUUCGCGGUUAUCUCCGACGUCGUAAGGGUGGACGCUCGAACGAAGACGCACAAUCACUGCCUUGCGCGUCGACCAGCAGUAGUCGACACCAUAGCCAGGAAAAUAUACCGCAACCUAACCCCCAGAUACUUGUUAACGGUAAGAAUACAGAACAGAAGCAUUGCUACCCCAUAAUGAAGAAGUUGAAAAGCAUGGCGGACCGCCAAAAGAAACGGCUCAAUAUACGGCGUAUUCAUUUGGGCAAGGACGAGAAGAUUGUGCUAGGGGAAGAAACGAAAAUUCUCAAAUUAAAGAAGUCUCCAAAAGCAGAACGUGGCGAAAUACCUCACUUCAUAGAGAAACAAGAUUCGGACGAUGUACUGGAAAUGGAAAUAAUGGAGCUAGACGAGUCACCAAGUCGAAAGCGCAGGGAUGAUGGCAGACAAGAAGAAGAAAAUUCCUCUCAUCAUGCGGAUCAACCAAUGGAUACAAAUGAGUCGGAGGCAGCUGGCAUUGUUGUGCCCGAUGAGAUAAUCGAAAUUCCCGAUUCGUUAAAAGAUGGCAGAGCCACGCCAACUAUCAGCACUGCAUCCACCGCAAACGAGCCAGAUGUAACAGCAGACGUAAGUGAGAGCAUAUCUACUCCGCCGACUGAGGUUGUGGCGACUUCUGCCCCAGCGCCAAGGAAAGCCCCACGUCUGCGACGAGAACACGUCUAUGAAGAAAUAGAGUCGGAGGUGCAGGCGGAAGCUUUGGCUCAGCCUGCGGCUGGAGACGCUAAUAUACUGCCGCUAGGGGCUGUUGAGGCACUUAAACAAUCAUUGGCCAAGCAAGACAGCUCAACAUUAAGGCAUAUUGAAGAAGGAGCAAAGUCUCUGCCACUUGAUCGAAUGGGCAGCAGUGAGGAGGAGCAAAUUGCAGGCGCCGCCGCUGCUGGAACGUCAGCCAUUGAUAAGCCAGCCAUGAGUUUGCUCGCGCCGCUCUCAUCCAUCGACUCUGCCUCAUCGGACGAGGAUCGGAAUCGCACUCAACUAUCCCCAGUAAUGGAAGAAAGUGAUGCGGCUAGUGGGGAUACUAAUCUUCGCAUCGUCGAAGAUCACGAGCCAUUAGAUCUAAAGCCAGCUAUUAAGAAGGAGCCAUCACCAGCUCCGUCCGACAAAAAGGUAACCUUCUCGCAUGUUGAGGACGAAGCAGAGCCCCAUCGAGAGGACAUCGAAUUGCCAACGGAAGUGCAAGAGGCCACGCAGGAGGCCGCUCAGCGAAAGAAAUGGACGAAGAUGAGUGAUCAUGAGUACGAACCGAUCGCAUCGCCGUCAGAUAGUGGGAAUGCCUCUGCGCCGUCGGAGCAAUUAAAUCUGUCACGGAAUAUUGCAAUGCUACACGAGGAAAUCAGAGACGCAGAAGAUCUUCAACAAGAUUUGGAAGAACGUUAUUUGAGCUCUGAAGCCACAACACCUCGUACAGAGUCGCGUACGGAUUAUGAAAUACACACUAGUCAAGUGGAUUCAAGUGCCUUGGAAGAGCUGCCGCUGAAGCCAGAAAACCGUAAAAAGGGUUUCAUGGCCAGCGCGCAGGAUCGUACUCGCAAAAUGCAGGCCGGCAUAAAGACCCAGGCUGGAAGAAUUAAAACAAAGUUGCGCACGCCUGCAAAGAAACCAGCCUCGUCAAGUCCCAAAGCUAAGGAACGCAAGCGCUUCAAAGCACCCGAGUUCUCGAAAAUUAAAAUGCCGGAAAUAAAACGUCCCGAUAUGUCGAAACUUAAAGACUUCAAACGUCCCGAAUUCACGAAGUUCAACAAACCAGACAUGUCGAAAUUUAAACUACCCGACAAAUUUUCGACCCUUAAGCUUAGAAGAAGUAAGUCUUUUAAGGAAAACGAAGGCCAAGAUGAAGAGAUGGAGGCAGACGCUGGGAAUGCUGCGCAGCCGCAGCCGCAGAAACGAAUGUUCGAUUUCAAUUUCGGCACAUAUCCAAGAGCGUUCCGCAAGAAGAAGCCUGUAGAGUCGCAAGCAUCACUGGGAACUGAAACUGCCACCGAAGGGGUCAGCGUCAUUCCGAGCACUGAAACACAACCAUCGCUGGAAUCCUCCAGCUCGCCGCAAGGUGAUCGAGGUCCGGGGCCUGUGCGCUCGCGUUGGGCAGACAAAUUUUCAGAUGUUAGCUAUAAUGACAGCGAGGGCUCCCGCUACCGUCGGUACGGUAGUGAGCAAGAAAGCUUCGACCGAGAAUCAUCACUGGAACGGCGAAUGAAGGACGAUUUGGAGGAAACUGAGAGCGAACAGCAGGAGUUGGGAAUAAUGGGCGGAGUUGCUGAUACAAAGCAGUUCGCUGAAUUUGAUGAGGAAAACCGCGCAAUUCAUGAAAUAUCCAAGAUGCGUGCCGGCGAAUUCAGAAGGCGCCCCAUAGUCCAUCAAGAUUCCGAUUUGCGGUCUGAAGACAGUAAAGAAGUAGAGGGGUGGACAGAGAAGGAAAUUGAAAAGAAUAAACUGCUUCGCAAAGCUGAGUUGGAGGCAGAAGCGAGCUAUCUGAAAUAUCCGCUUGAAGACGGAUUGCCACAGGAAACCCAGUCAACUUCUAGCUCCGGCAAAAAGGUCGUAAUGGAGGAAAUCGACGACGACGAAUUUUUCCUACGCAAGCGAGGCGUCUCCGAAGAUAACAUCGAACUGCGGCAGUACAUAAGUAAUGCGAUACGUGAGGGCUACGACAGACCAAUAAACACCUUAGAUCAUGUAGGACAACACAGUGAGCGAAUGGAGUAUAGGGAUUACGAUAUUCCACCACCGAAACCGAAGCGCCUGCACAAAAGUUACGGACCACAGGACAUAUCUCAAGAUCUCGAGUCCCAACGCAGCGAAUACGGCGACGAAUUGUCACUGUCUCAAAACGGCAGUGAUUUCUAUAGUGCACCCAAGCGACCAUUGCGAAAGGGACGCAGUCGCAGCAAAUACUCAAUGGACAGCCAAGACUUUCCCGUUGCCGAGAACUUACGUCAUGAACCUUAUUUCGAUGAUGACGAGGAGUAUCUGCGUCCUCCACGCAACAGCUACAAAGACAAUGAGGAGGCAGAAAUGAACGACUUGAACAUAGUCGGCAAACAAGUCUUCCCAGGGGAACCGAAGGGUGUCAACGAAGGAGCGCCGGCACCACUAGCUCCACGGCGCCGAAAGCGUGAUACACGUGACAACUCGAUGGACAAGGAUUCGUACAUAAAUGGUUUCGGUGGUCGAUCGGUUUCUAAUAGCCGUUUACAGCCAACCGAAGAUGUAAUAGUUUAUCGCACUGAGCACGAAUAUCCUAUUUCCCUUACUUCGCCUGAAAAACUCGCAUCAACGUUGGAGGAUCGAAAAUCCAGACCAAUUUCUAGGUAUGACGAAGACGAUCGGACUUCCCGGGGAGCCGAGUCAUUGGGAUUUGAUGAACAAGGCGAAUCCCAAGCAGACCAACGGUCGAGCGAUGGAAAGGACAAGUACAUUAUCGAUAUGAUGGAGAAUGAUGGCUACGCAAUCGUACGGAAGGAACACUUGCCAAAGCCAACGCCACCAGCUCGCAGGAAGAAGUUCUCAAGGUCACCCGGGGAGCGCUUCACCACCAUACCCAGUGCUGGAGCUGGCAAGAGCGGCACACCGCCGCCACCCGAGCGGCCGCCCCCACCACGCGCAUACACGCCGUCCACAAUGGAGGAGGAACCAGUGCCGCCACGUCGAAGAUCAACUGCUAGUGUAGAUAUAGCGGCAGCGUCCCAAAUACUGGACGAUGAUUAUGAAGAGCCGGAAGCGUUGCAGCAGGAACGCCCUGAAUCUCCACGAGACUUACAAUCUGGCGAGAUUAUAAAUAAAAUGAAAUUCAGACCGCUGCCACCUCCACCACGCCCACCCCGCGAAAAACGUCAACGAGCCGAAUCGAAGAGUUCAGCGCAUAGCGCUUUCAACGCGCUAUACAAUCGCGAGAUUGCUGACGAACAAAUUGCCACAUCUUCCACGGCGGAAAGUUACGAUCCGACCGACGUCGAUUUGGAGGAGGAGGAAACACGCCUACCUGAGGUUGAGGUUUCAACUCAGACCGACCCCUUGCCGGACGAUUUCGAAUGUGAGGAAUUCGAAAUCACCGAAGAUAUGAGAAUAAUCGAGCCGCGUAUAAAUAGUAUGAGAAAAACUUUGGAUGAGCUAUUAAGGGAAGAGGAGUUGAAAGCCAAAGAAUCUGAAGAGGCGCAACCUCAGCUCACUGAAGAAGAGCAAUUAGCACGGGGACUGCAAAGAUUCCGCGAUGCCAACCAACGAAGCAUUUCAGAGCGAUCGCGCGCCUCUUCGCAGGCGGACCACUCCAAAUCUCAAAGUCGGCCACAAACCCCCUCUGCCGUUGUUAUCGAAAGACGCGUUUCGACGCCGAUACCCAGCCAACAGAGUGAAUCGAUGCUGGAGGCAUCGUUGAUUGUACGACCAAUUGAUGAUCUAGAUUUGGAGGAAGAAGCAUUACGGAGGGAAGGUCUGCUCACGGAUAGCUCGCAGCAAAGCAAGUCCGAUGUGGAGGCAACGUCGCAUGACGAAGAAGAGUCGAAACUGGCCGUUAGCGACUAUUCUAGAGGCCCAAGCUCUGAAGAGCUAAAUGCUGCACUUGAUGAGCUACGCGCUCAAGGUGGCAGCAGCAACUAUGGAGAAGAUAAAGGAGAAAGUGUGGAGGGCGAGCUAAACGAUUUUGAUUACGAUGAAAAGAUGUCAGACAUAGAUAUACCCGCUUAUGACUACACCACCAAUUACCUGGGAGAGGAAACGUCUGAGAAAGAUAAUAAGGAAGAGAAAAGUGUCAGAAACGAAUACCUAUCUGAAACUGAGGAAAUAGAAGCAACGCUAAGUACGUCUGAAGACGAUCAAAGACGCGAGAUCCGAGACGAAAUCUCAGUAGCGCCACCAUCUGCGUCUGAAGAUGAACAAAAAAGCGAGAUCAGAGACGAACUCAGGGUAGAAGAAAGUACUGAAGAACAAAAGAACGAAUCUCAAGAGAUUGGGGAAGACCUCCAAAGCCCUAGAGAUGAGGCGCUUGAAGCAGUUCGAAUGGAUCACACACGAGAAGAAGAAAUUGUUGAAGAGCCACCCUUGCCACCACCUCGCCGCAAGUCAACAACACUUGACAUCCCGCCGGCACUUACUUUAGUGGAAGAGCUAUCGAAGGAAUUGACUCCUGUGCCUUCGUCAACAGCUGCCGUCCCGAUUCCAAUGCAACCUGAACUACCUGCGCACAUAGGGGAUCUUGAAGUCGAGCGUUUACGUGUACAUGCACUUCAAGCUGGCCAAAUUAUGGUUUCACAGCUCCAUGGCACGCAAAUAUCGGCCGAAGAACUCGAAUGCAAAUCGGGAAAUUUAAUUGUGAAGAACAUCGCUUUGCCGGAAGGCUUCAUUGAAGAUAUUGUAGAGCGCGUGCGCACCACCGACCGUCAGCAUUUGCUAACCGCUGAAACACAGACCAGUUUGCAAGCAAGUAGCGAAGCAUUGGCUACGGAAGGCAGAUCUCCGCUAAGGGAAAUAGUGCCGCCACCAAAACCACCACGACAGCGCGACUUGGGAGCAGCGAAGCAAACGGUCGAUACUUCCGAAGAAAUCGUCUUACAGCAACUCAGAAACUACGACGAAGAAACACAAACUGACCCAGUAUCAUUCUCAGCUAAUGCGAACAUCCCACCACCACCACCGCCAGUAUAUACCACGACCGAGUAUCUACAAUCAUUGCCGCCAAUAGGUUUCUAUAACCUGCGUCGGGGCGACGAGCAGCCAUACGGCAGCAGUGCCGAUGGCAAUGAAGUCGCUCAACACCGGAGACAUCACCACCAUCAUCGCCAUCAUCGCAGAUGCGACUCAUCCUGUUCGGAAUGCGAAGACGACGACGAAUUGGCUGAGCGAGAGGAAACGCGCUCUCGCUCGCACAGCCGGCGUUCGCGCAGCAGCACACGUCCACCUGUUGAGCCACAAACCGUGGCAAAAGCAGGCAAACAAUUUGUGUCCGCUUGCAGCUUGUCGAUUGUGCAAAUGAUAAACCGUCUGACGGCCGCGAUUCGAGGCGGCGAUCCGGACAAAAAUGUGCAAGCGCAGGUUCACCAUAUCCCCACACUGGUGGCCCUUUUUGUUGUCAUAUCUUUUACACUGAUCGUGUACAUGCUGUCGGGCAGAAAUGUGCACACCCACCACUGGGACUUUUUCAACCCUCCAGGGAGUGGGCCACGACAAUCGUAGAAUUGCAUAGCUCAAAUAUUUUUAGUUCCUUUUUUCCAGACGUCGAAUGGGUCGAAUGACCACGCGAAGCCAGUGAUAGAGAGUUAUUUGUAUUUGAUGUUUUGCGGGAAAUUGAUUAUAAUUAGGAAAUGUUUUGAAGCAUCGUGGUCGAGCGCUCAAACUUAUGUUAAUGCCGCUGCGCUGAGAUCGACUUUGUGCCGAUUGCGAUAGAAAAUAGCAGCUGGGUAUUUCAGUUUCGGAAGAAAGCAACGAAGAAAUACAUAAAUAUUCAAAGUAUGUAAUUAUUUUGUACGAAAAUUUAACGAAGGAGUUUGUAGAAUAAAAUUAACAAAUAUCUACUUGUAUCAUGUUAAUAAUGACGAACCAUUUACAAUGCCGUGGGCGUUUUCUGAAACUAGGGGUGCGUUCAGAAAUGCAUCAAGCCAAAGCAUCUGUAUCAUUUAUUUCUAAACUAUAAUGGAUGGAAAUAUCUUAUUUACGCAACUAAGUUCCAAUUAGGUUUUUAACAGUGGUUGUGCUUAUUUGACAUUUCCAUCAAUUAUAGUUUAGAAAUAAAAGAGACUGAUGCUUUGGAUUGAUGCAUUUCUGAACGCAGCCUAGCAAACUUUAAUUAACAAAUAUUGUAUAUGUAUUGCAUAUAAAAAUAUUAAUACGGAUAGGAUAUACAUACAUACAUACAUAUAUUUUUGCAAAGGAAUUUUCAUAAUGAACAUAAGAUUCAAAAUCAUGUUAAUAUACAUACAUACAUAUAUGACAUACUCAUGUUCAGCGGCACAAAUAACCAACAGAAAAAAGUUCGCUUUGACGCCAAACCAAGAAUCAUUUUCAUUAUUCUUUCUAGUUUGCUUUACUAUUAUUAUUUUUCUGAAGUAAUCGGAUAUCGAAGUACGUAAUGUAUUUAUCUGAUGACCCAUAAAUUUUGCAUUGUUAUCUAAUAUACUAUAUUUAUUAUUUAAAAUAAUCAAAUUCAAAAACUCACAUAAAAUAAUGUGGGUGUAAAUUUUUCAAUAAAGCAAUGUUCAAAAACAGCUUA